UAAUGCAAUGCACGUUGUUUGAAAUAAAAUCAAAUUUAAAAAAAAAUAGUUUUAAAUAUGUUCAUAAACAAAGUUGAUUCAAUAAACGAAAGGAGUUGAGAUCUAAACCAGAGUACCCUACUAGAUUGGCCUCCAUUCUCAGCAAAACAGCAAUGUUGGCCUUCCUUUGCCUUAUCCUCCACCUGUUGACGGCCUACGCUUCCGUUUCUAAUGGAAAACACAUAAUCCUACUCGCCGGACAAAGCAAUAUGUCCGGCCGAGGUGGCGUCCGAAACAACACCUGGGACGGCGUCGUUCCUCUUCAAUCCCAACCCCAUCCCUCAAUCCUCCGACUCACCGCCGGUCUCACUUGGGUCAAGGCUCGUGACCCUCUCCACAAAGACAUUGAUGUCAACGUAACUUGUGGUGUAGGUCCUGGGAUGUCGUUUGCUAACAGGGUAUUGGAGAUCCAUCCGCAGUUGGGUCCAAUCGGUUUGGUUCCAUGUGCGAUUGGUGGUCCACUAGGGACCAAAAUCACCCAGUGGAAAAAAGGGGGUUUUCUCUACAACCAGCUUCUGACCAGAGCCACGGCGGCUAGGACCGGCGGUGGGUCGAUUCUGGCGGUUUUAUGGUUUCAAGGAGAGAGUGACACCGUGAAUGAAGUGGAUGCGAAUAUGUAUAAACGAAGGUUAGCCAAUUUGUUCAAUAACCUGCGUGCUGAUCUUGGAUCUCCAUUGCUCCCUAUAGUUCAGGUGGCUAUAGCUUCAGGGCAAGGAUCUUUUGUGGAAACUGUGAGAAAAGCACAGCUGGAAACGAAGCUACGGAAAGUGAGUUGUGUGGAUGCUAAGGGGUUGCCAUUGCUAGCAGAUAAUCUGCACCUUAGCACCCCGGCUCAGGUGCGUCUUGGUGGAAUGUUAGCCGAUGCGCUCUUCAGGCUAAGAAAGUAAUAUCUCAAUUGCUUUCACACCAUUGCCAAUUUGCCAGUUGCCACGUAUGUUUUUUUUGUUAUUACUUUAUUUGAGUAUUUGGGUCAAGUGUAUUAACUAAUGGAAUUGAAACCUCAAAAUGAAUAAUAUCAACGUAAUACCCAUCAUUUUUAAAGC
Messenger RNA from Cynara cardunculus var. scolymus (artichoke), 1082 nucleotides. Its product is annotated as probable carbohydrate esterase At4g34215. The record is from RefSeq and is a predicted model, not a curated record. Lineage: Eukaryota; Viridiplantae; Streptophyta; Magnoliopsida; Asterales; Asteraceae. The transcript is spliced from 2 exons. Bases 153 to 926 code for a protein of 257 amino acids.